Messenger RNA from Anas platyrhynchos (mallard), 4019 nucleotides. It is a transcript of the gene POT1, whose product is annotated as protection of telomeres 1. Gene Ontology annotation, cellular component: chromosome, telomeric region; nuclear telomere cap complex. Gene Ontology annotation, biological process: telomere capping; regulation of telomere maintenance via telomerase. Lineage: Eukaryota; Metazoa; Chordata; Aves; Anseriformes; Anatidae. Gene Ontology annotation, molecular function: telomerase inhibitor activity; G-rich strand telomeric DNA binding. The record is from RefSeq and is a predicted model, not a curated record.
UCCUGCACACAGCGCAUGCUCGCAGCGGUUCGCAGCGCUACCAGCGCGCAUGCGUCAUGCUCUAGGCAUGCGCUCAGUGCGAGCAGGCGAGAAAGCCGGGCGGAAGUGUUGCUGGCGGCGGACGGUGGCGCGCCGCGCCGGCGGGCAGAUAAAGCAACCAUGCCUGUUCAGCUGCUGAAGAUCAUUAAAGGAAAAUCUGAGCCUCCAUUACCAAGCCACUUGCAGAGGGAGGAUUUAAAACAUUUGCACGCAGGCUUGGAUUAUACCAACAAAUAUUUCCAGGGAGCUGUUAUUCUUUCCUACCCACAAACAAAGCUUGGAGAUGGGACAGACUUUUUCAAGAUUGUUCUUCAAGAUAACUCAUGUGCAAGGAUCGACAGUAUCAAUAUUCUAAUAUAUGGAAAAAUGGCAGAUGAUUGUGCAAAAGUUAUACGUAAUGGGGACACCUGUAUAGUUGCUGGAUUUAAGUUGGCAAAAUCACCUACAGCAAGAGAAGAUGGUAGACAUGGUUGCCACCUGGAGGUGUCAGAAGAAGCUGGUUCAGCCAUUUAUAUUUAUGCUCAGCCAAGCACAACUGCUUCAGAAACUGCAUCUGUGUCUGUUGCACCAAAAUAUGUGUAUACUCCUCUGAAUCAUCUUAAAGAUGGAACUAUAGUGAAUUUGUAUGGUGUUGUGAAAUUCUUCAAGACUCCAUAUGUAAGCAAAGGAACAGAUUAUUGCUCAGUGGUAACGCUUGUGGACCAAUCAAAUGCGAAGUUAACAUGCACUCUUUUUAAUGGAAAUCUGGAUUCUCUACCAAAAAUCUACAAAAUCGGAGAUAUUGUUCGAUUUCAUAGAAUAAAGAUCAGAGAAUACAAUGGACAGAUGCAGGGAAUUACCAGUGCAGGAUUUGCAUCCUUGACGUUUGAUGGAACUGUAGGAACACCAGUAGUUCCUCGAACCUCUAGUAAAGCGUACACUUUCAUGGAUGAAGAAGAAAAAACAAUAGAAGAAUUACGUAUUUGGGCAGCCAGUAAUCUUUCCAUCUCUGGACCAGCAGCAAAACUGUCCGGUGUUCGACCAAUGCUGUUCUUUGAUCUCACUUGCCAGCUGGUGGGGAAGGCAAAAGUGGAUGGAUCUUCUUUUCUUCUAAAGGUAUGGGAUGGCACAAAAUGUCCCUACCCAACAUGGAGGAUACCUGUAGAAGCAAGAGACCUGGAAGGAGAAAAAAUUCUUCUUCAUCGGCUGCGAAAUCUCACAGUGGAUAUUCUAGUUUAUGACAACCACGUACAUCUGGCAAAAUCACUGGAGAUUGGAAGUUUUCUGAGAAUUUACAGUAUUCAUACAAAACAAGCAAGUGCUGAAAAUGAAGAUGUUCCACAUGUAGAAUUCCAUCUUCAUGGUGGCACCUGUUACGGUCGAGGAAUAGGAGUGUUACCAGAAAAUCACCCAGAUGUUAAAGAACUAAAAACAUUCUUAGAAUCUGUGGAACUGGCAGACAGUCAGAGUAUGGAUAGCAUGUCUUCGCUGGAAUUAGAUAGCACUUAUAACAGUAUUGCAGAUCUUGAAUCACAGAGAUGUCAGCAAUUAUCUGUUACAGUAUUGACAGAUCAUCAGGAUUUGAGUAACACAGAACUGAAAACUAUUCGGAACAGCAGAGCUCCUCAACAAUAUCGCAUUAGAGCAAAGCUGAGAACUUUUAAACCCCAGAAGCUCUAUCAAUCUGUUAAACUUCAUUGUUCCAAAUGCAAUUCUUUGCAAGAAGUUCCAAAUGGAGAUGCCUUUGACUUAAUUUUGCAAGAGUGUGCAGUUAUUCCUUCAAACCCAGAAUUACACAGUACGUCCUGGUAUGAAUCUGUAACGUGGACUACACAAGACCAGAAACAAAGGAAAAUAACUAUUCAUUUUGUAAAGCACGAUGAAAUGCUUCUAUACCCUGAAGAUACCUUGCUUAUGAUAGAAGGUGGAACAUCAAAAGAAAUCUGGAAACUUACAAGAAGAUUUAAAUGUGUUAUUCCUGUGAGAUCUACAAAGAAUGAUCUUGAAUUAUUAGAUCUUUCAGCUCCUUUUCUUUUACAAGGAAAAGUAAAAUAUUAUGGGUGCAAGCAGUGUUCAACUCCAAAGCCUAUUAAGCAUCUAAGUUCCUUGGCAGCAGAACCACGACCAUCAUGGGAACCAACCGAAAUAGCACAAGUUUUAGGUAUUGAACCACUUCAGUAUGUUUUUAUUAUGAAGUUUACACUGGUUGAUGGAACAGGAGCACUAAAUGCAUACCUUUUUGAUUAUGAGAAGUUCUUCCAAAUUCCCGCCUCUGAAAUCUUAAGUAAUAAUUUUCUUCAGCAAAAGAUGCAGAUGACCAUGAAUACGCUUUGUCCUCCAGGAAGAAAAUUAGAUGACUUGCCAUGGCUGGAAUGCUUCAUCAAGUCCUAUAACAUCACAGAUGGGAAUAAACAGCAAGUUUAUUACCAAAUUUUUGACACUACAGUUGCUGAAGAUGUUGUAUAGUAAUGCGUUACUAGUAGAAAGUAGAAAGUAAUUCAGUAAGAAUCUUUUUUUUUUUUUGGGGGGGGGGAUUGGAGACUGUAUAAUAAAACCUAUGUUCCUUUCUUAGGAAUUCAGUCUGUGUGCAUUAAGUUUUAGUUUCUGUAUUGAGUUAAAGAUAAUGGGAAUGUUGAUUUGAUGUAUUUACUACAUUCCUGGCACACAGCCUUGUGAUCUGAGUGCAGUCAGAGGUGGUAAGCAAUUAGGUGUCUGAUGGAAGCAAUCUAGUAUCCUGCUAUCCUUCAAAAAGGCAGUGAUGAGGUUACUUUAAACUGGUGAAUUUUACUUAGAAAAUGCAGUCAGAAUGAUGCUGCAUUUAUAUAUUAAAAUAAGCAUUGUCAGAGAUAUGGAAAAGGAGCUGUUCAGUAAACUUCAAAACUUUUCUGCAAGCAUUUUGAUGGUGUAAAAAUAUGACCAUGUAAUGAUUAUUACUAUUUGGCCCUGUUGGAGACCAAAGUUGUUAUCAUGUUUAUUGUAUUGUUGUAUCAUGUAUAUUGUUUAUAUGUUAUCAUGUUUAUUACCUGACUGUGUUUUCAAAGGCUCGCACAUAGUGGGGUAAACUUUGUCAGAUCACACUGCCCGUGUCUGCUUCUAUCUUUUAUAAUCAGAUAGUAUGACUAAAUUUAGAGAAGCCAAACCAAUAUAGUGAUGUCAUGGCUUGAAAAUACUGCUCCACUAGGAAAAUUACUUUAUGGUAUUACUUUGCAUUCAGAAGUAUAUAGGACAAAUUCAGGACAUAUUUGUCCAGUGAUAAUUAAUGUAGAAAUCCCUGUCGAAUCAAAUGCUUCCCAUCAGAGAAAAAUCACUUAAUAUUUACAACAGCUGUUUUUUAAGAGAGUUCAGAAGCAAGAUGCAAUACUUGUAGGUAGAUUAUUAUUUUGAUAGUAGAUGACACUUUUUUAAUUUUUAUGGGAUGCUUACUAGACUAUACAAUUUGUCAAUUUAAAAUUUAAUCUACAUAUUUUCUGAUACUUCUGAUACUCUAAAAAUUUAUAGUGAGUUUACGUGCCAUAAAACUGGAGAACGUGUUCUUUAUUGAUCAGUGUAUGGGGAGAACGAAUAUUAAAGGGUGGUUAUUGCAUAUUUACUUUAAAAGCUAGGGAGAAACUCAAGUUUGGAAUGGGGCUAGCAGUUUACCAAAGAGCAGUACUGACUUAUCAAACAUUGCCCGAGUCUGUGAACAGACACAUAAAAAGAAAAAAUAAUUAUAAAGGAUAUUAUAAAAGUUCAGAUACUGGCAGGAUCCCAGUGAUUUGAGAAGUUAGGAUUUAAAUUGAAGGCAAUAUUUUUUACUUGUAUAUAGUGCAUGAAAACUUUUGAAGAUACUUUGAUUUUUAGUUUUUUCUUAACAACUGAUAACAGAUAUUGAUAUUGUACAUUUUAUUGUAAAUAAGUCUUUUCAUCACAUCCUGUUGUCUGAGAUGCCUGUCAGAAAAGUGGCACUUUUCUGCUGUUGAAUAUUGUAUUAAAACGUUUAUUAAAGAUUUUUCCAAAUACUG